This is a messenger RNA of Mugil cephalus (flathead mullet), 1517 nucleotides long. RefSeq names its product endothelin 1 (gene edn1). Bases 200 to 784 code for a protein of 194 amino acids. Gene Ontology annotation, cellular component: extracellular region. The record is from RefSeq and is a predicted model, not a curated record. Gene Ontology annotation, molecular function: endothelin B receptor binding; endothelin A receptor binding; hormone activity. The transcript has 5 exons. Lineage: Eukaryota; Metazoa; Chordata; Actinopteri; Mugiliformes; Mugilidae. Gene Ontology annotation, biological process: vein smooth muscle contraction; regulation of systemic arterial blood pressure by endothelin; intracellular calcium ion homeostasis.
AAAGAGCUGCACAUGUGGGAGAGCACUGACAGGAGAGACAGCAGCCGGACGCCUCUGCGCUCCUGCGACAAUCUGUGAGGACGCUCGCUGAAACUUUCUACCGAGGACUGAUAUUUUUCUUUUUUUGCCUUUUGUUUGUUUCACUUCUGAAGGAUUAUAAUUUUUUCUUAAGCACUAUUUUUUGAACCCGCAAAAAAGAAUGGAUGUAUACGUUUUGAUUUCCGUGUUAUCAGUGAUGUACUCCUGGAUUGUCUGCACAGCUCUAUCGGCGCCUGGUGCAGAAACGACCGCAGCCUCCGUCACUGAGGGGCGCCAUGUGCGGACCAAACGCUGCUCCUGCGCAACUUUCCUGGACAAGGAGUGCGUCUACUUCUGCCACCUGGACAUCAUCUGGGUCAACACGCCCGAGCGUGUGGUCUCCUACGGACUGGGCAACGCUCCCAGGAAGAGGCGUGCAGCCGGCAGUGGACCGGGACCCCGCUGCAAGUGCCUCAACACAAACGACAACACAUGCAGCGACUUCUGCCGCCUGGAAACCCGGCUCAGGCGUGACGCAUCCGCAGACGCGCUGAUCCGCUCCCCCGAGGGCCGCGCUGAGGCCCAGCGCAAACACAAGCUGGCAGCCGACACGGGCGGGAUCAAGAGGACGAGGAACAACAGCAGCAAUCAGGUGUCGCCCCCGAUGCUCAGGGCCGCCCUGAAAACGCGCCUGCUGCUGGAGAAGUGGAGGGCGAGACAGCACCACAGGGCGCGAGCGCGGGAGGGCGAGAGCCCGGCGUCCUAAAGGCUGAGGGGGGACGCAUCUCACCUCCACACCGAGAAGGAGAGUCUUUCAAGAUCCUUCUCCCCCCCCAAAAAAAACAAAAAAACAUAAAAAGCCAGCGAGGGACGGCGCCGGAGAGAGCCCACGCGAGGCCGGCGCGCGCUCCCUCCACGCUGGCUUCACGGCUGCUGCAUCUACAACUCGACUGAGCUGCACUUCUUCGCGCGGACAAAAACGAGGUCGGACACAGGAGAUAAGCUGAGAGGAGGACUAUGUCUGGGACAAAAAAAAAAAUACAUAAAUAAACAAACAGAUCACAGUCUUUCGGACUCAAUAUAACAUUUCAAUAAAGCUGGAGGAGGUCAUAUAAAUCCCUCGGUUACAGAAAGUUUAACCACGGACGUGGCUGUUCUGCUACUUAUAUUUCAAAAGUCAAAGAGAUCAUGUAACGCAUCAUUUUUUUUUUUUUUUUUCCUUCACUGACUGAAACUAUUUACUGCAUUCACACAACAGGUUGUCUCCUGUAUGUCAGCUGCUGGGAGUUUCUUCACACUGAUGUCAACACAGAUGUCUUUGCAUUUAUCCUAAUUUAUGUGUAUGUUGUCGCCUAUUUAUUUAUUCUUUGUACACGGUGUGAUUGAUUUGAUGGCCAUAUUGGCCCGUCGUCUGUUCGGUUUCAUUUCCGUGAAAUGGUUUGUCACUACGGGUGCCGAAUUCUGGCCAAACUUCAAUAAAUUUUUACACUUAUUUAAAA